AUGUCGUGCAAUCUGCACCAAAAAGUCUUCAUACAUACAAAUAUGCUGAAAAAAAAAAGUGAAAGAAAUCCGACCACACUUGUUAGUCAUAUUAACCUGACAAAGAUCAAAAUUAGAGCCUUAAGAUUUUUUAGAAAUAUAUCAAGAGUGUCGAGAAUGGCAGGUGCAAAAGAAACAAAUGUCCCCUUUUCAAGAGAAUCCUUGGAACAAUUGUUGAAAAGAAGAUUCUUUUACGCACCUUCAUUUGAAAUUUACGGAGGUGUUGCAGGAUUGUUCGAUUUCGGUCCACCAGGAUGUGCGUUCCAAAAUAAUAUCAUCGAUGCUUGGAGAAAGCACUUCAUUUUAGAGGAAGAUAUGUUGGAAGUGGAAGCAACCAUGUUGACUCCGUAUGAAGUUUUCAAGACCUCCGGUCAUGUGGAUAGAUUUUCCGAUUGGAUGUGUAAGGAUUUGAAAAGCGGUGAAAUUUUUAGAGCAGACCACUUAGUUGAAGAGGUAUUAGAGUCUAGAUUGAAAGGAGACAAAUUGGCAAGAGGUGAAAACAUCAAGGAUGAGGAGGACGACGAAAACAAAAAGAAGAGAAAGAAGAAGGUCAAGGAAAUUAAACACGUGAAAUUGGAUGAUAAAGUUGUCGAAGAAUAUGAGAAUGUUCUUGCUCAAAUUGAUGGGUACUCUGGUCCAGAGUUAGGGGAAUUGAUUACAAAGUUUGAAAUCACCAACCCUGGAACUGGAGGUAGAUUGGAACCUCCAGUAGAGUUUAACUUGAUGUUUGAUACUGCAAUUGGGCCAUCUGGGAAUUUGAAAGCGUAUUUGAGACCAGAGACUGCACAAGGUCAGUUUUUGAAUUUCAGCAAAUUGUUGGAAUUUAACAACGACAAGAUGCCUUUUGCAUCAGCUUCAAUUGGAAAAUCCUUCCGUAAUGAAAUUGCGCCAAGAGCUGGGUUGUUAAGAGUCCGUGAGUUUUUGAUGGCUGAGAUUGAGCACUUUGUUGAUCCAGAAGACAAAUCACACGCCAAGUUUGACACAGUAAAAGACUUGAAAUUGAAAUUUUUACCCAAGGGUGUUCAAGAAUCCGGUUCAAGUGAGCUCAUAGAAAAAACUAUCGGAGAAGCAGUCAGCUCUGGUAUGGUUGACAACGAAACUUUAGGUUACUUUAUUGCCAGAAUUUAUUUGUUUUUGACCAAGAUCGGUACAGACCCUUCUAGAUUGAGAUUUAGACAACACAUGUCAAACGAAAUGGCUCAUUAUGCCUCUGACUGUUGGGAUGCUGAGUUGGAAACCUCCUAUGGAUGGAUUGAGUGUGUCGGUUGUGCUGAUAGAUCAGCAUACGAUUUGUCUGUGCACUCAGCAAGAACAGGCGAAAAGCUUGUUGUGAGACAACCAUUGGCUGAACCUCGUGUUGUUGAAAAGUUUGAAAUCGAAAUUGCAAAGAAAAAGUUUGGACCAAAGUUCAGGAAAGAUGCAGGUGUCGUUGAAAAGUGGCUUGUAUCAAGAACCCAAUGUGAGUUGGAGGACUUGGGUGAAGAGUUAAAAAAGAAUGGUAAGAUUUCUGUUCAAAUCAAAGGUAUUGAGGGUAACGUUGAGUUGGAUUCUGAGCUUAUCAGCAUCGAUAAGGUGACAAGAACUGAACACAUAAGGGAGUAUAUUCCAAAUGUCAUCGAACCUUCAUUCGGUAUUGGUCGUAUACUUUACUCCAUUUUUGAGCAUCAAUUUUGGGCAAGAGGUGACGAUGCUGAAAGAGGUGUUUUGUCUCUUCCACCAAUUGUUGCGCCAACUAAGGUGUUGUUAGUGCCAUUGUCCAACAGUGCAGAACUUCAACCAAUUGUAAAAAGUGUGUCAAAUGUAUUGAGGAAGGAAAAAAUUCCAUUCAAGGUUGAUGACUCUUCUGCCUCUAUUGGUAAGAGAUAUGCUAGAAACGAUGAGUUGGGCACUCCUUUUGGUAUCACCAUUGACUUUGAAUCAGUAAAGGACGAAUCAGUCACUUUGAGAGAAAGAGACUCAACGAAACAAGUCAGAGGUUCGAUUAAGGAUGUAAUCGAUGCCAUCAAGGAAAUCACCUACUCUGAAGUCUCAUGGGAUGAAGGAACUUCUAAACUUGAAGCUUUUGAAUCAUGA
Messenger RNA from Lodderomyces orthopsilosis Co 90-125, 2112 nucleotides. RefSeq names its product glycine--tRNA ligase (gene GRS1). The record is from RefSeq and is a predicted model, not a curated record. Lineage: Eukaryota; Fungi; Ascomycota; Pichiomycetes; Serinales; Debaryomycetaceae. Gene Ontology annotation, biological process: mitochondrial glycyl-tRNA aminoacylation. The transcript has a single exon. The coding region runs from base 1 to 2112 and encodes 703 amino acids. Gene Ontology annotation, molecular function: ATP binding; glycine-tRNA ligase activity. Gene Ontology annotation, cellular component: cytoplasm; mitochondrion.